AUGCCCAACGCAGCGGCGGGCGGCGCCGGAGCAGCCACCACAGCAGCCGUGAGAAGCCCCGGACCCGCCAGCUUUGUUCUCCCUGUAACUGGUGGCCUUGGCCCUCAAGGGAUGAUUCCAAUGCAACAGCAGAGCUUCUCCAUGGUGCCUGUCAUGCAGCCCAAUAUGCAAGGCAUGAUGGGGAUGAAUUACGGUUCUCAGAUGCCUCCAGGAACGAUGACUGUGCAGGGUGGCAUGCCUCUCGGUGCGAUGCCAACAGAGGGGAUGACAUAUAUGGGACAAAGUCCCUACCUUGGAAUGCGUGCAGCAGCUCCUCAAUAUACUCCGGAUAUGCAGAAGCAGUUUGUUGAAGAACAGCAGAAAUGGUUUGAACACCAGCAGAAGGUUUUGGAGGAAGAAAGAAAAAGGCGUCAAUUUGAAGAACAGAAGCAAAAGCUACGGCUUUUAAGCAGUGUGAAGCCAAAGAUGGGUGAAAAAAGCAGAGAUGAUGCCCUGGAAGCUAUUAAAGGAAACAUAGACGGGUUUUCCAGAGAUGCGAAGCUCCAUCCUACACCAACUGCUCAUCCCAAAAAUGCAGAUCUACCACACACAACUCCAGAGUCUAUCCGGUCUACUGUUAGUUACUGUUGCAAAUGUUCUUGUUACAAUAAACGGUUACUGUUACCUCAGACGCCUCUGAUUCUUCAUACAGCCGAUCUAACAGAAAUAGUAACUGUGAUGUCCUUGACUUGCAACCGGGGUUGA
Molecule: messenger RNA, 744 nt
Organism: Thamnophis elegans (Western terrestrial garter snake)
Lineage: Eukaryota; Metazoa; Chordata; Lepidosauria; Squamata; Natricidae
Product: synergin gamma-like
Exons: 1
Coding region: 1-744 (247 amino acids)
Cellular component (GO): clathrin coat of trans-Golgi network vesicle
Source: RefSeq, a predicted model, not a curated record